AUGCUGCAGCACGUUACGACUACGCAGCAGCAAGCUGCUGCUCCUCCUCCUCCUUCUGCUACUGCUGCUGCUGCUUCUGCCGCUGCUGCUGAUCCUGCUGCUGCUGCACUCCAAGAGAGGAACGAAGGCGCUGCGGGAACGGCCCUUGGAGCGGAUCCAGCUGCUCCCUCUGCUGCUGAGCCAGCAGCAGAAGCAGCAGCAGCAGCAAAAACACUAAAUGCGCAGCAGGAAGCAGAUGCAGCAGCAACAGAAGCAGAAGGCCCUGCGGCAGCAACAGAGUGCCCUUCGGCAGUAACAGCGUCAAUGGCAGCCUCAGGGCAGCAGCUGCAGGCCUCGCAGCAAGCAGCUACUGCUGAACUGUCCGCAGCAGCAACAACAGGAGCAGCAGCAACAGCACCAGGAGCGUCCGCUCCUGCGCCCCUAGCUGCUUUAAAUGGAGCAGCACCAGCAGCAACAGUAGGAACAGCAGCAGCCGCUGCAGCAAUAGCUACGGCAGCAACAGCUACAGCAACGACAGCUGCAGCGGCAACGGCAGCUGCAGCAGCAACAGCUCCAGCAACGGCACCAGCCGCUGCCCCAGCAGCAGCAGCAGCAGCAGCAGCACCAGCAACACCACCUCCUGCUCCUGCCGCUGCAGCAGCGGCAGCAACACCGCCCCCUGCUCCUGCUGCAGCAAAUUCGCCUUUUUCUGCGGCGUCAGCACGUGCAGCAAGGCCAGUUCUGCCUGCGAGCAGCAGCAGCAACAGCAGCAGCAGCAGCAGCAUCACCUGCAGCAGCCUUCGGGAGGCACUUGAGAAGGAAAUUGUAAUAGACGGAGAGACAGAGAUAGAUGAUCUGAUUGUAGCGGCUCAUGUGGCUCAGGCCGACGCAUUGCUGCUGCAGCAGCUGCAGCUAGCUGACCCCAUUCAAUCAAAGCUCCGCCAGCGCCCGCCUGCUGCUGCUGCCCGUCGCAGCAGCAACAGCAGCAGCAGCGACAGUAGCGACAGCGAGAGCGAAGCAGCUGCAACAGCCCCUUCAAAAGCAGCAGCAGCAGCAGCAGCAAACGGUAGCCUAGCAGCAGAGGGAGCGCUUGAGCAGCAGCGACAGCUGCUGCAGCAAUGGGAUCCGAUGCAGGCAGAAGGAACUGCAGCAGCAGCUGAUGGAGGCGCACCAGCACCAGGCGCAGCAGCAGCAGCAGAAGGGGCAGCAACAAAGGCAGCAGCAGCAGCAACACCAGCAGCAACAGCAGCAGCUGGAGAGGCGAUGGAUGCUGACUGCUGCAGCGAAGAAGAGGACGGCGGAAGCGCCACAAAGGAGGAGCUGCGCUCACUCAUACAACCCAUCGAGGUCGCGGGGCUGCCGCAGUUUGUCCCUGAGGGGGGGGAGCUGCUGCGCUGCGGGCGGGUGGAGUCUGUCUUGGGGGAGGCUCUUUGCAUAAAAGCAGAACAAGGUUCAAACCCGAUGGACUUGGGCUCUGUGGUUUGCCUGCCAGACCGCCGUAUUUUGGGGGUGGUGGCUGACACCUUCGGGCCCACGGCGUCGCCGUUUUAUGUGGUGUACGUACAGCAGGAGGUCUUGGCUGCAGCAGCAGGCAGCCUCAAGCCGGGUGUGGAGGUGAUGUGCGACGUUGCGCAUGCCUCCUUCCUUCUAGACCAGCAGGGGAAGGCGCUGGACUACCUGCACUCUAGCAGCGGGCCCUAUAACGGGCAUCCUGAUGAUGGCGGCUGGGAAGACGACUCGGAGGAUGAUGAUGAGCAGCAGCAGCAGCAACAAACCCAGCAGCAGCAGCAACAGCAGCAGCAGCAGCAGCAACGCAGAGGGAAGGCAGCUCCAGCACAGCAGCAUUAUGGCGAAGCUGGCAGCACUGCUUCGAAGCAGCAGCAGCAGCAGGGAGGCAAAAGAGUGCGCUCGCGCAAGGGGAGGGCGCAGCAGCAGCAAGAGCACCAGCAGCAGCAGCAGCAGCACCUACAGCAGCAGCAGCAGCAGCCUGUCGGCGCACACGCUUUCAUUCGUUCGCCGCCUUGGCAGCAACAGCAGAUGCAGCAGCAUGCUGCGAUCCCCCCGCCGCCGCCGCCGCUGCCCUCGCAGGGGCAUUAUCUGCAGCAGCAGCAGCAGUACAUGCAGCAGCAGCAGCAGGUGGCGCCACAGUUCAUGCAGCAGCAGCAGCAGCAACAGAUGCAGUACCAGCGGCAGUGCCAGCCUCCUCAGCCGCCGCCAUACUCGACGCAGCAGCACCAAGGGGGUUUAGUGCAGCAUCCGCAGCAACACGGCUAUCCACUGCAGCAGCAGCAGCAGCCUCAGGCCUAUAUGCAGCAGCAGCAGCAGCAGCCACAGGCCUACAUGCAGCAGCAGCAGCAGCCACAGGCCUACAUGCAACAGCAGCAGCAGCAGCCCCAGGCUUACGUGCAGCAGCAGGUGCCGCAGCAGCAGGCCUACGUCCAGCAGCAGCCGCAGCAGCAGGUCUACCUCCAGCAGCAGCCGCAGCAGCAGCCUUACUGGCAGUAG
Messenger RNA from Eimeria tenella, 2484 nucleotides. RefSeq lists its product as uncharacterized. The transcript has 7 exons. Gene Ontology annotation, cellular component: nuclear pore. The coding region runs from base 1 to 2484 and encodes 827 amino acids. The record is from RefSeq and is a predicted model, not a curated record. NCBI's taxonomy places the organism in Eukaryota, Apicomplexa, Conoidasida, Eucoccidiorida, Eimeriidae. Gene Ontology annotation, biological process: pseudouridine synthesis; mRNA export from nucleus; ribosome biogenesis. Gene Ontology annotation, molecular function: structural constituent of nuclear pore.